Messenger RNA from Cooperia oncophora, 315 nucleotides. Lineage: Eukaryota; Metazoa; Nematoda; Chromadorea; Rhabditida; Trichostrongylidae. The record is from the annotation of a GenBank genome assembly.
AUGUACUCUCAUUUCUGGUACGAUGCUCCUGCUUCUAGACUAGCUACCUAUUACAUCAAACAGAAUGCACCAGUUUUUCUCUAUUCUUUUGAUCAUAUCAGCGAAAACUUCUACAGUCUUAAUCGGGCAUUUCACGGUGCAGACAAGCUUCACUUAUUCAACAUCACUCCUCGUUUUCUCAUUAGGCGCCGUGAUAGGAACUGGCAGCUCGAUCAGAGAGUCGUCGAAAUUUUUGCCGAGCUCAUCGUGAACUUUGCACGUCAUGGGUUUGUCCAUUUAAGAAAUGGUUGUUACGGUCUUGUCCGCUGUGGAUGA